Hyla sarda is the source of this 1557-nucleotide messenger RNA. RefSeq lists its product as uncharacterized. The coding region runs from base 1 to 1557 and encodes 518 amino acids. Lineage: Eukaryota; Metazoa; Chordata; Amphibia; Anura; Hylidae. The record is from RefSeq and is a predicted model, not a curated record. The transcript has a single exon.
AUGCCACCUGAGAAGACGCCACCUGAGAAGACGUUACCUAAGAAGAUGUUACCUGAGAAGAUGUCACCUGAGAAGACACCACUUGAGAUGUUACCUGAGAAGACACCAACUGAGAAGACACCAACUGAGAAGACGCCACCUGAGAAGACGCCACCUGAGAAGACGCUACCUGAGAAGACGCCACCUGAGAUGCCCCCUGAGAAGAUGCCACCUGUGAAGAUGCCACCUGAGAAGACACCAUCUAAGAAGGCGUCACCCGAGAAGACACCACCUGAGAAGAUGUCCCCUGAUAAGAUACCACCUGAGAAGAUGCCACCUGAGAAGACGCCACUUGAGAUGCUACCUGAGAAGACACCAACUGAGAAGACACCACCUGAGAAGGCAUCACCUGAGAAGGCGUCACCCAAGAAGACGCCACCUGAGAAGAACUCCCCUGAGAAGAUGUCAUCUGAGAAGACACCACCUGAGAUGUCACCUGAGAAGACACCACCUGAGAAGACACCACCUGAGAAGGCGUCACCUGAGAAGACGCCACCCGAGAAGACGCCACCUGAGGAGACGCCACCUGAGAAGACGUCACCUGAGAAGACGUCAUCUGAGAAGAUGCCACCUGAGAAGGUCUCACUUGAGAAGACACCACCUGAGAAAAAGCCACCUGAGAAGACGCCACCCAAGCAGAUGCUACCUGAGAAGACACCACCUGAGAAGACACUCCCUGGGAAGACACCAUCUAAGACGCUACCUGAGAAGACACCACCUGAGAAGACGCCACCUGAGAAGACACCACCUGAGAAGACGCUACCUGAGAAGACGCCACCUGAGAUGUCACCUGAGAAGAUGCCACCUGAGAAGAUGCCACCUGAGAAGACGCCACCUGAGAAGACGUUACCUAAGAAGAUGUCACCUGAGAAGACACCACCUGAGAUGUCACCUGAGAAGACACUACCUGAGAAGACGCUACCUGAGAAGACACCACCUGAGAAGACGCUACCUGAGAAGACACGACCUGAGAAGACGCCACCCACGAAGACGCCACCUGAGAAGACGUUGCCUAAGAAGAUGUCACCUGAGAAGACACCACCUGAGAAGACACCACCUGAGAAGGCGUCACCCGAGAAGACGCCCCCUGAGAAGAUGUCCCCUGAUAAGAUACCACCUGAGAAGAUGCCACCUCAGAAGACGCCACCUGAGAAGAUGUCACCUGAGAAGAUGCCCCCUGAGAAGACGCCACCUGAGAAGACGUUACCUAAGAAGAUGUUACCUGAGAAGAUGUCACCUGAGAAGACACCACUUGAGAUGUUACCUGAGAAGACACCAACUGAGAAGACACCACCUGAGAAGGCAUCAUCUGAGAAGGCGCCACCCGAGAAGACGCCACCAGAGAAGAUGCCACCUGAGAAGACGUCAUCUGAGAAGAUGCCACCUGAGAAGGUGUCACUUGAGAAGACACCACCUGAGAAGAAGCAACCAGAGAAGAUGCCACCCAAGCAGAUGCUACCUGAGAAGACACCACCUGAGAAGACACCACCUGAGAAGACACUACCUGAGAAGACAUAA